UUACACUUGCCAAAGCUGCUCCAUUUAGCCAGCAGGCUACACUCCUAACAUUCACCGUUCAUAUGUGAAUUCACAAUUUUGGAGACAUAGUCGCUCUAUCUCUCGUGGAGACAUAGUCGCUCUAUGUCUAGUGGCUGGGAAUGGGAUUUUCUUGAAUGUAACUUAACGGCGGCAGCAGUUGUUGGACCGGCGUUUUCGGCGCCUCCUCGCAGCGGAUUUACAAAGCCUCUCCGGAACCUGCAAUGAUAUUCAGCACCCUGGACACCGACUGAGCGUUUCAGCACCCUGGACAGAGACUGAGGGUUUCAGCACCCUGGACAGCGACUAACCGACCACAGGAGGCUGUGGAAAGGCCAGCACGUGGCAAGAGGAGGGAGAAAGGAUGGAUCUUCAGACCUGUGUAAGAGCCUCCCCCCGGGGAAGCCGUCGUUGGACGCAAGGCCUCAUGGGCCAGUGACCUGCCGUCUCUGUGAUUUAUGGCGACUGGAGGCCUCUGGCCACUGCAGACUCCUCUCCUCUCUCUCCUUCGUUUCCCUUCACACACACUGCAGGACUGCAAGGAGCCACACACACUGCACCACCAUCUACAGGAGUACCCAAAGAGGAAUUCCUGGCACAUGCUGAGCAGCAACACAGGCUUACACACGCAUACAUCCGCAAGCCACACUGUUGCUUCCUACACUGUCUCAUCCAAGACUAAACACCUCCAUAAACAUUUCCACACUGCAGCACCGUGUCCCGCAAUCCCAUCACAUGUCCAUUAGACCAAACCCACUCUGAGAGUAUUCUCCAUUUGACUGUGUGUGGAUUACUAUCAGUCAUGGUGUGUCAGCUGUAGAGCCCUCAGUGUAGCUGCUGCUCAGGGGCAGAGCUGGAUCAAUGGAAGUGCGCUGAGUAACGAGGUGAUGUUCCUGUUUUCACAUGGUCUGAGAGCAAUCAGCAGCCAGCAUCUCUGCGCUGACUCUACACACAGCUCUGCUUCUACGCUACAAUAACCGUCCUCCUCAAUGGACUAUUAGUGAGUGACUUAUAGUAUCAUUUUAAUAUAAGAUACACUGUUGCUGGACUUUUGCUCCUGUGCACACCAGAGCUGUCAGACCACUUUAAAUACCCUUUUUCCUCCAACCAUAAAGGUUUGGAGCGGACACAGCACUGCGUUUACCUUCUGGACCAUUUUAUUUUUACUUUUGAAAGCUGUGGAGAGAGAGUGAGAGCCAGCAGGUGCCCUCGCCAUGGUGUUGCCGCCCCCAGACAAACGCCAUGUGUGCCUGACCACCAUCGUCAUCAUGACCAGUAUGGCCUUCAUGGACGCCUACCUGGUGGAGCAGAACCAGGGUCCCAGAAAGAUCGGUGUGUGUAUUAUAGUGCUGGUAGGGGACGUAUGCUUCCUCAUAGUGCUGCGAUAUGUGGCAGUGUGGGUCGGUGCCGAGGUGCGCACCGCCCGCCGAGGAUACGCCAUGAUCCUGUGGUUUCUGUACAUCUUUGUUCUGGAGAUCAAACUCUAUUUUGUCUUCCAGAAUUGCAAAGCUGACAGGAAGAGUCUGGAGACAGUGGCACGGAAGGCUUUGACGUUAUUAUUAUCCGUGUGUGUACCAGGUUUGUACCUGGUUCUAGUGGCUCUGGAUAGCAUGGAAUAUGUAAGAACUUUCCGAAAGAAGGAGGACAUGAGGAGCCGUCUGUUCUGGGUGGCUCUGGACCUGCUGGACCUGCUAGAUAUCCAAGCUAACCUGUGGGAGCCCCAGCGGACAGGCCUGCCCAUCUGGGCCGAGGGCCUCAUGUUCUUCUACUGCUACAUCCUGCUGCUCAUCCUGCCCUGCGUGUCGCUCAGUGAAAUCAGCAUGCAGGGAGAGCACAUGUCGCCCCAGAAGAUGAUGCUGUACCCGGUCCUGAGCCUGGUCACCAUAAACGUGGUCACCAUCCUUAUACGUGGUGUAAACAUGGUGUUGUUUCAGGACAGCCGUGUUUCUACCAUCUUUGUCGGCAAGAACGUGGUGGCCAUCGCCACCAAGGCGUCCACCUUCCUGGAGUACCGCAGACAGGUGAAGGAGUUCCCCCACCCACAGAACGCCAUGGCGCUAGAGCUGCAGCAGAACUCUGUCAGCCACACGCAGCCGCUGCCCAAUGCCACCAGUUUGCCACAUGAACCUUCGCCAGCGCAGGACGUCAUCGACACAUGACCGCCAGCGCUGGACUCGGCACCAUUAGAAACUGACUGCUUUUUAUGAAAUUCUCCAGGAGGGAAGGUAGAUAGAGAAAUCAGCUGCAUGACAGGAUGAUAUUCUGCUCUUGUCAAGCCCACAUGAACAACUGUGAAACCAUAAAAGAGAUUUUCAGCAUCACCUGCCUGUCAGAACAUACUGUAAACCUACACUUGACUGAGUGCAGCGAGCAGACUUUAAAAUGAAGUCAAGCGUUUUUAUCGUGCUAUUGUGUUUUUAAUUGUUUCAAAUGUUUUAAAAGUUCAGACUUUAUUAAGAGACAAUCUCCACAGUGUGCAGCCCAGUGACAUUAUGUUCUGUAAAAUGGACAGUUGCCCCCCCC
Molecule: messenger RNA, 2541 nt
Organism: Seriola aureovittata
Lineage: Eukaryota; Metazoa; Chordata; Actinopteri; Carangiformes; Carangidae
Gene: tmem121ab
Product: transmembrane protein 121Ab
Exons: 2
Coding region: 1233-2177 (314 amino acids)
Source: RefSeq, a predicted model, not a curated record